CCCGGGCAGCGCUGCUCCCCCUGGCAGAGGCCCCGGCCCCGGCGGCUCCUCCACGCCCGCCGCCGGCGGGGCCGCCCCCUCCCGGCGCCCGCGGCGGAGGCGACCAGGGGCCGCGGCGCUGCUGCCGCGGGGCCUCGGGCCGGGCCGGGGGGCCCCGCCGCCGCGGGUUGCGAUCAGAAAAUUACACUUGAUUAAAGAACAGUUGCUUCUCCCCUGAGAUUUAUAGGAACAAAUCUGUCCUAUGAUGAAGUGGCUUCUUCAACAGUCUUUGUUGUGCAAUGGGGACUACAAAUGAUGACAUGGCUUUGGUGGAGCAGAAUGCCUCCUUGAACCCUUUGUGCUUUGAGUGUGGCCAGCAGCACUGGACAAGGGAGAAUCACUUGUACAACUACCAGAAUGAAGUGGAUGAUGACUUGGUUUGCCAUAUUUGCCUUCAGCCCUUGUUGCAGCCAUUGGACACUCCCUGUGGACACACUUUCUGCUACAAGUGCCUAAGGAACUUUCUACAGGAGAAGGAUUUCUGCCCGCUGGAUCGAAAAAGACUCCAUUUUAAACUCUGCAAAAAAUCCAGCAUUCUCGUUCAUAAACUGUUAGACAAGUUGUUUGUUUUAUGCCCCUUUUCUUCAGUAUGUCAGGAGGUAAUGCAGCGAUGUGAUCUGGCAGCACAUCUCAAAAACAGGUGUCCUGGGGCUUCUCAUCGGAGGGUGGCUCUGGAGAGAAGGAAAGCUAGCAAGCUGCAGCCAGAAGCUGAGAGCGAGGCUGGUCCCGGUGGGACAGAGCAGCCCAGCCGUUUAUCUCCGGAUGCGGAUCAGGGAACAGUGCCUGCGGAACAGAGCUUCACGUCGCCUGCACUUCCUACGUGGGCAGAUGAGCCCAGCAUUGACAAUCCCGCUUUUGAGGAGAACACAGUCACAGACACAAAUCAACAGCCACCUACCUUGCCUGAAGGAGAGAUCACUACUAUUGAAAUUCAUCGGUCCAAUCCUUAUAUUGAAUUAGGAAUUAGCAUAGUGGGUGGCAAUGAAACGCCUUUGAUCAACAUUGUUAUUCAAGAGGUUUAUCGAGAUGGGAUCAUUGCCAGAGAUGGAAGACUUCUUGCUGGAGACCAAAUACUUCAAGUCAAUAGCUUUGACAUCAGCAAUGUGUCGCACAACCAUGCUCGAGCUGUUCUUUCCCAGCCCUGCACAGUGCUGCAUCUCACCGUGCUCAGAGAGAGGCGAUUUGGGAGCCGCACACACAACCACGCGGAGAACACCAGCUCCUUGCGGGAGGACAGCUUUCAAGUGACGCUGCACAAGCGCGACUCCAGCGAGCAGCUUGGCAUUAAACUCGUACGCAGAACAGAUGAGCCAGGAGUUUUUAUUCUCGACCUUUUGGAAGGGGGAUUGGCUGCUCAAGACGGCAGGCUCUGCAGCAAUGACCGAGUACUUGCCAUCAAUGGACAUGACUUGAAGCAUGGGACACCCGAACUUGCUGCUCAGGUUAUACAGGCCAGUGGGGAGAGAGUGAAUCUGAUCAUCUCUAGACCCAUGAAGUCACAGAUGGUCAGUAUUAUCCGAGACACAGGGACUCAUAACAGCAACCCACAGCAGCACCAGACCCAACAGCUGUUUCACAGCAGACCCAACUCACAUAAGGAUCUCUCCCAGUGUGUUACAUGCCAAGAAAAGCACAUUACUGUGAAAAAAGAGCCACAUGAAUCUCUUGGAAUGACAGUGGCAGGAGGCAGAGGCAGCAAAAGUGGUGAACUGCCCAUCUUCGUUACAAGUGUACAACCUCAUGGGUGUUUGGCGAGAGAUGGCAGGAUUAAACGAGGUGAUGUGUUGCUGAAUAUCAAUGGCAUUGAUUUGACUAACCUCAGUCACAGCGAGGCAGUAGCCAUGCUGAAAGCCAGUGCUGCCUCUUCGGUAGUUGCCCUGAAAGCACUAGAAGUCCAGAUUGUAGAAGAACAACCCCAAUCUAACGAAGAACAACUGAGUACUAUCAGUGAAAAUGAAUAUGAUGCCAGUUGGUCACCAUCAUGGGUCAUGUGGCUGGGACUUCCAAGCUGCCUACAUAGCUGCCAUGAUGUAGUGCUGCGGCGGAGCAAUUUAGGAAGCUGGGGUUUCAGCAUUGUCGGUGGCUAUGAGGAGAACCACACAAACCAGCCUUUCUUCAUUAAAACGAUUGUUCUUGGAACACCAGCGUACUUUGACGGAAGAUUAAAGUGUGGUGAUAUGAUUGUUGCUGUAAAUGGACUAUCAACAGUUGGAAUGAGCCAUUCUGCACUCGUUCCAAUGCUGAAGGAGCAGAGGAACAAAGUAACUUUAACCGUGAUUUGCUGGCCUGGAAGCCUCAUAUAGAUUUGUGAAAUCAGUCUGGUUCAAGCAGCUUGUUUUUCUAGAUAGCUGGCAAAAAAAAAAUCUCCUUUAUCUUUUUUUCUCCUGUUGAUAUACAGCUGGUUAUAAGCAGGGCCAAAACUGCUGCAUUCAUUUUUUUCUUUGUUUUCCUUUUUUUCCUAUGGGCCUCUCAGACUCACUGUAUGUAUCUUUCCAUCCUGAAAUAGCCAUUUCUGCCAAGUUUGCUAUGUUCAUUGCUGAUACAAAUGCGAAUACACACAUGCUCACACAUAAAAACUCCCAUUCCUUUAUGGCUUUCUUUGAGCUUUCUCAGUCAGGUAAUAUUCUUGUAGAGUCAGGAGAAGAACUUAGUGAUGCUUUUGGUUUCUCUGAGCAGUCCAAAAUUAUGUGUAAUAUAUAAAUAUAAUAGCCAUGUGCCCAUUCUUCACUGAGAAGAGAAUGUGUGUCAGUAAUGCAGUGACACAUCUAUCUGCUGCUAUGAAUCAAAAUCAGUUUCCAAAGGUAGGCCUUUUCGUUUUGUAAGCCUGUCCAUUUUUGAUUCAGUAUUUCAGACUCGUUCAGUGAACCCGUGUUACUCAUAAGAAAUCAUUUGGUCCCCAUGAUUUUUCUUGCAGGGCAUCAGUGUUCAUAGAAAAGUAGGACAAAAGCCUGAUAUUACUGGAAUUUUUAUAAUGUGCAAUAAUUGGACUCUUUGUUAGGAAACUUUAAUAUAUUACAGAGUUUGUAUCCUAUAAUGAAAAGAAAUUUGGAAGUAAUUACUAUUGCAAUGCUGGCAAGAAUACACAUGCCCAAGGUCGCCUUUGAGCUUGCAGUAUUAGACUUUACUUUACAAAUGAAUGUUUUGCUAUGUCAGACAAUUUUGAUGAAAGUUUUUUAAAGUCAUUUUUACAGUUUAUAUUGUAGUUGUCAGCUCUCUUUAUUCAUGUGUGGAAACAAUACUUUGACUUGUACUUUGUAAGUGAGAGAAUUAUUUACAGGAAGAAAGCAAGCUAUUAAGAAAGCAUACAUUACGGUUUGCAGGUGGGCAGGCUAGGAGGAAGGCUCUUUUCAUUCAAGUCCAACUGCAAAGUAAGCUGCAAAGUUCAUUCUUAUUCUGUCACCUCCUGACAAAUGUGCAAAUGCCUUGAUAUAAAAUUCUGAAACUAUCUGUUUUGCAUUUCAGGAUUUUUUUCCUUUAGAGAGUACCUGCUAUUAAGCUGUCAGUAAGAAUAAUACUAUUUAUCUUUGAUUGUAUUUAGUAUUUUUAAAAUAAAACCUGUAACUUUUAGACUUUGCCUUUCCAUGCUAUUUUCAGGCUAAUCACCCAUUUGUUAAAAAAAAAAGUGGAGGGGGGAGGGAGGUGGAAGGGGACACACAAACUAAUUUGCUGACCUGGAGCAAAACCUGUAUGUUGUCAGUGUUCGGCAUAUUUGAAAAAGAGCUUCAUUUAUAACCCAGUUUCACAACCUGAACUGAUGUUAUAAAUGAUCUCUAUAUUGUAUUAUUAAUUACAAGAGAAUGUAUUUAAGAAUCACAACAUAUUUCAAUUGUGAAGCAUGAACUUUAUUUUCAAACUUAGCAGUUAUAAUAUUGGGGCAUAUUAUCGCAUGUCAUUAAUUCCAGUAGCUUUGUUUUAAAAAGAAAUAAAGUUACUCUUUUGCAAAAAAGUGUAAAAAUCUCAUAUGAAUGAAGUGGUUUUAUUUCUCUCUGUAAUGUAUGAUAUCAGCUUAAUUUCAUAAUAUUAAAAUACAAGAGAAUGUCCUGUACAGUA
Molecule: messenger RNA, 4089 nt
Organism: Dromaius novaehollandiae (emu)
Lineage: Eukaryota; Metazoa; Chordata; Aves; Casuariiformes; Dromaiidae
Gene: LNX2
Product: ligand of numb-protein X 2
Exons: 10
Coding region: 279-2342 (687 amino acids)
Molecular function (GO): protein binding; ubiquitin-protein transferase activity
Source: RefSeq, a predicted model, not a curated record